Colletotrichum tamarilloi is the source of this 510-nucleotide messenger RNA. RefSeq lists its product as uncharacterized. The record is from RefSeq and is a predicted model, not a curated record. Bases 1 to 510 code for a protein of 169 amino acids. Lineage: Eukaryota; Fungi; Ascomycota; Sordariomycetes; Glomerellales; Glomerellaceae. The transcript has a single exon.
AUGGGGGUGUAUUCCAGGCGUCCAGCACUGCACCGUCGCCACGUCUGUUUGGUUUUCGGUCUGAUCUCUGUGAUCUCGGGGCCCCGGGGAACGGCGGGUCGACUUCCAGGUCCCGUCCCUUUUCACCAUUUUCCGCCUAUCUGUACGCAUUGUGACCUUGCGGUUGGAUGUACCACUUCGUCGCUUGACCCUUAUUUUCUAUUUCUUAUUUUCCUUCAAUUAUUUGUCUUCGUCCGUUUCCAUGUUGCCCUCCGUUAUCUUGGAAUCGCUAUCGGCAACGUCAUUCUGCAAAGUUGUGGUUUCCGUUCGUUCACCUACCAGAAUCCCGGUAGUUCGGUCCACAACCUCAAGUGCGCUGCAUGGUACACAACAGUGUGUUCUCCAUACGCGCACUCUUGUUGGUGGAAUCCCCAUCUGCUGCAGAAACCCCAGAUGUCUUGCUUGUCAUCAUAUCGCAACUUCAAAUCCCCGAUGCCAUCCGUGACUCCUAAUUCAGUUAUGGGAAACUGA